CAAUUAUCGACUUUAUACCCUUCUACACAUGGCAGUGUCGUAUUCUGAUCUUGUCCGGUGUUCCGAGAACAUCUUUGAGAUCAUAUCGCCUUGUGCAGACUUAUCGAUUGCAUAUGUUAAUUUUAUGAGAAGUAUUUAGAGAGAAGGUAAAUAAUAAGGUUAGGUGUAAAUAAUUGUAGGUAGAGAACACCUGUCUUGUCAAUGCCGUUAUGAUUAAUCAAAGGUUGAGACUCAUUGCGAAUUCAAAAUUUCGGUGUGCUCAUUAUUUUCAUUAGACAGGAGUAUGUCUGCAAACCGAGAAGAGAUUUUAGAAAAUUUUAUGGUUGUUACCAGGAUUAAGAAUGUCGAAGAAGCGAUCAUAUGGCUUGAAUGUUGCAAUUGGGAUUUGACGAGCGCCAUAAAGACAUCUUCACCGGAAGAGGUCCGAUUGCAGAACGACGUAUAUUCUAAGAAAAUACAGAACGGCUCUAUUCCAGAGGGCGUUGACCCUCGGGGGCCGGAAGGCGAGGAAGGAUCUCCUCCGUUGAGGGUCAUCGAGGUCUAUGUGGUCCACGGAUCCAGCAUCCACCUCGUCCGGGCCCCCGACAACAUCAGCUUCCACUGCUUCAAGAGGCUCGUCUCCUUCGUCACCGAUGUCCCUCCAGGCGAGCAGGUCAUCACGGGCUGGCCGCGGCAGCCCUCGUCCGACGCCGACCCUCUCUCCUUCCUCCCGAAGCUGUCCUACGUCGUCCUGAGGGGGGCCACGUCCUUCAUCGAGACGGGAGUUCCCACGGAAAUGGAAGAGUUCGACGAACCGGAUAACAUUUACAGUUUCAAAGUAUUCGACGAGGUACACGAUCGAUGUUACACCCUCAAAGUCCCAGGCAGUCACACUGUUGGCCAAGUGAAGCUAGACACUUACCUGUUGACGGAUAUACCAGUCACGAACCAACGUUGGAGCGGUUGGCCCGAAGGUACGGCAGACGACAAACAGCUUCGAUUCUUAUUGUUGGAUCAGCCUGAGCAUUCGCUGGGGAUCAGGACGAACGAACCGCUUCCAGAUGAUGCGAGUUGUCCUUCAUCUCUCACGGUUGACCAAUCAGAAGAGGUCAUUGACUUGGACGAUACAUCUGACAUUUUCAUCGCCGAAAACGAAGAAGUCGGAGGGGAAAGAUACGAUCGAUGCGGCCAGCCUCACCUGAUACCCAGCAAUGUUGAGGACGAAAUGGCCGGGUCUGUCCACUUCAUAGACGAGUAUAUGCGUCGGUACGGCCAAGCGACUCCAUCCUUUCUGACUGGCACACUGGAAGACGCCAUGAGGGAGGCCUUUCACCGCCCCGUCAGAGAGAAGAGGAUGCUGGCGUUGUACGUCCACCACGACGGGAGCGUCCUCUCCAACGUGUUCUGCACUGAGCUCUUGGGCUCCGAGGCGACCCACCAGAUCCUCUCAAAUUAUUUUGUGGUGUGGGGAUGGGACGUCACCAAUGAGAGUAGUAGAGGAAUGCUGGUAUCGGCGGUGAUAAGAGUCUUAGGAAGCUCUUUUGCGAGGACAGUCGAAAUCAUACCCACUGACUCGUUCCCAGCUCUGUUCGUAAUCGCUCCGAUAAGGUCACAGUACGAACUGCUCAAUGUCAUCUACGGCAACAACGGCAUCUCGGAGCUACUAUCAACGUUGGUCGCCGCUGUCGAGAUAUUCACUAGGAAUAUGGAAGUGGAAGCAGUCGAAGAGGAUCAGAGGAACGCGAGGCAGAAGAUCAAGAACGAGCAGGACUCGGCUUACGAAGAAUCGCUGGAAAUGGACAGAGCUAAGGACGAGGCGAAGAGGCAGAGGAUACAGGAGAAGACGAUGGAGGAAGAGCGAGCAAAGAGGCAGAAGGAGGUCGAAGACGAACGGCGGUCAGUGGAGGUGGCAGCCGUUCGGUCGAAGAUGCCGCCCGAGCCGUCGCAAGAAGACGAAGAAAACAGGUCGAUCUUCAUCUUCAAGUUCCGGGCACCCAGCGGCGAGACCUUCGGCAGGAGAUUCUACUCCACUGACACUCUAGCCGUCGUCUUCAACUUCCUCUUCGUCAAGGGGUACGACGUGAAUACAUUCAAAUUCAUAACUGAUUGGCCGAGGAAGGAUUUGACUCUGAUGGACCCGGAAACAAUCCUUGGUGAUCUAGCCAUCUUUCCACAGGAAACUAUUAUUCUUGAAGCACGCUGAUGAUAAUAAAUGUUUUUAUUGUACCAGCAAGUUAUUGUCUAUUAUUAUCAGAAACUAUUAUAUUUUAUUGAAUUUCAAAUAUUUGAAAUAUAAAAUUAAUUAAAUAUUUAUAAUAUAAGCACAUGAACAUUAACUGUUUUCAAUAUUACUUUAGUUACCAUUAAUAAAAGUUGGUUUGACAAUUCUAGACCCUCAUUCUCAAUGUUUAGUUUAAUGAGUAUUAUUUGAGGUACCACUACAACCCAAUUUAAAAGAUCUGGGGUUCAGU
Molecule: messenger RNA, 2450 nt
Organism: Nezara viridula (southern green stink bug)
Lineage: Eukaryota; Metazoa; Arthropoda; Insecta; Hemiptera; Pentatomidae
Source: the annotation of a GenBank genome assembly